Daucus carota subsp. sativus is the source of this 2241-nucleotide messenger RNA. RefSeq lists its product as uncharacterized. The record is from RefSeq and is a predicted model, not a curated record. The transcript has 14 exons. Gene Ontology annotation, cellular component: nucleus. Lineage: Eukaryota; Viridiplantae; Streptophyta; Magnoliopsida; Apiales; Apiaceae. Gene Ontology annotation, biological process: mRNA processing. The coding region runs from base 160 to 1989 and encodes 609 amino acids. Gene Ontology annotation, molecular function: RNA binding; U1 snRNP binding.
AUAAAUAGAUGCAUAUUGGGAAAAAUUGAAGUCUUUUUCUGGGUUUGUUUCUAGGGUUUUGUUAUUAGCGGUAUUGCAGAAGAGCAAAAAAGGCGGAGCUUCCCAAUCUAAUUCUUACACAAACAAAGGUUUUGGGUUCUGCCUAUCUGAAUCUGUAGCAUGGAGUUUGACGAGUAUGAUUAUUUGGAGAAGUCAGUGUAUGAGCCCAAAGACGGAAAGUCCAAAGACGAUGACAUUAUGACCGAGAAAGGUCACAGGAGAAGUAGAAGAGAGUCAAGAGACAAAGAUGAUGAACGUGAAGAAGAUGGAGGUGAGCGGAAGAGUAGUAGGAGACUGAGGGAUGGAGACGAAAAUGGUGGAGGGGAGAGAAAAAGAGAGAGGGAUGAAGAUAGGGAUAGUAGGAGAAUUAAGUCAUCGUCAGGGCAUAGAAGUGGGAGAGAUGGAGAUCGGCAUAGAGAGAGGAGAGAGGAGAGUGAUAGGGGUGAGAAGGAUGGGGAUCGGCAUAGGGAGAGGAGAGAGAAGGAGAGUGAUAGAGGAGAUAAGGAUCGUGAUUCAGAUAAGAGGGAUAAGGAUCGGGUUUCAGAGAAGAGGGACAAGGAUCGGGAUUCAGAGAAGAGAGAGAAGGAUCGGGAUUCAGAGAAAAGAGAAAAGGAUCGGGAUUCAGAGAAGAGAGAGAAGGAUAGAGAUUCUGAGAAGAGAGAAAGAGAAAGAAGGAAAGAAAGAGAAAGGUCAAAGGAAAAAGAUAGGUCUAGAAGAAGCAGUAGCCGGUCGAGAAUUGAGCGCGAGGAAUUUCUGAAAGAUGGAGAGCCGGAAAUGGAAACCAGGAGAUUUAAAAAUAAGAAAGAAGCACUAGAGGCUGAAGCUGACCCAGAAAGAGACCAGAGAACUGUUUUUGCAUACCAGAUGUCUCUUAAGGCAACUGAGAGGGAUAUUUAUGAGUUCUUCUCCAAGGCUGGAAAGGUGAGAGAUGUUCGACUAAUCAUGGAUCGCAAUUCAAGAAGGUCAAAAGGAGUUGGGUAUAUCGAGUUUUAUGAUGCUAUGUCAGUGCCAAUGGCUAUAGCAUUAUCUGGCCACCUACUUCUUGGGCAGCCUGUAAUGGUUAAACCUUCAGAGGCAGAGAAGAAUCUUGUUCAGUCUAAUGCUUCAGCUGUUGGGUCUGGUGGUCUUGCAGGGCCUUAUGGUGCUGUUGAGAGAAAAUUAUAUGUUGGCAAUUUACACUUUAACAUGACAGAAUUUCAGCUUAAACAGAUUUUUGAAGCUUUUGGCCCAGUGGAGCUUGUGCAACUACCUGCUGACCAAGAGACAGGACACUGCAAAGGUUUCGGCUUUGUUCAAUUUCUGCAACGUGAACAUGCAAAAGCAGCUGAGAGUUUGAAUGGGAAAUUGGAGAUUGCUGGUCGUACUAUCAAGGUUUCAUCUGUUGCAGAUCAUGUUGGUGCACAAGAUUCAGGAGCGAAAGCCGCAGACUUCGAUGAUGAUGACGGGGCUGGUUUGGCUUUAAAUGCUCAAUCGAGAGCGUCGCUAAUGCAGAAACUGGACCGCAGUGGUACUGCCACAAGUUUUGCAGGGUCUCUUGGAGCUCCCAUGCUUUUUGGCUCAGCUCCAGUUCAGCCGUCUAUUGGCAUGCCUAUGAAUGGAGCAAAUCCAGCUUUUCCAGCACAAAUGACUCCUGCAGCUUUAGAGCCAAUUGGAAAACCAAGCGAGUGCUUGCUCUUAAAGAAUAUGUUUGAUCCAACUACUGAGGAUGAUCCAGAAUUUGAUCAGGACAUAAAGGAGGAUGUGGAGGAAGAGUGUUCUAAAUAUGGUCAAGUGAAGCACAUUUAUGUGGACAAGAACAGUUCUGGUUAUGUCUAUAUGCGGUUUGAAAAUGUUGAAGGAGCGUCACGUGCUCAGCAAGCAAUGCAUAGGAGAUGGUUUGCUCGUAAAAUGAUUUCAGCCAUCUUCUUGCAAUCGUACGAAUAUGAUGCUAAAUUCAAAGGUGCAGCUUGAACAGUUCCGGCCUGGACACGCAUAUGGUCAUUGCUACAACUAUGCUGUGUCAAGUGUCGCUUUAUAUACUGUAUCAAUUUUUAUUAUUGUUUCACAUGUACACAAGUAAUAGGUAAAGGUUUUUCAGCACUAGCUGCUUGAAUGAUAAACUGUAUUGUUGAAGUACUGAAGGUGCGUUAAUCUUUUCCUCAGAUUGUUUCAUUUGUGCAAGUGUGUUGCACUGGAUUAGAUUUAAGGAAUUUUUUCAGUAUA